This is a messenger RNA of Sinocyclocheilus rhinocerous, 3909 nucleotides long. Its product is annotated as interferon-induced very large GTPase 1-like. Lineage: Eukaryota; Metazoa; Chordata; Actinopteri; Cypriniformes; Cyprinidae. The record is from RefSeq and is a predicted model, not a curated record. Gene Ontology annotation, molecular function: GTP binding.
UCAUUAAAGUCCCAUAUGUCUUGUGCUGAGAAGAAGCUGGUUUGGAGUUUCAUACAAAAACUACUGAUGAUGAACUACAGAGCAAAAUACAAUAAUGUUAAAGAUACCAAUGAACAACAUCACAUGCAACAAAGAGACAUUGAAUCAUCUGAAGACAAAAGUGAUAAUCUGAAAGAAAUGUCUUUGUCUAAUAAAGGAACAAGUCAUUCUGAGCGAAUCCACCCGAUGGAUAUUCAGAUGGCUGUGUUUCAUUGUGCUGAUGGUUUCCUGAAGCAGCUAAUGGUGACUAAACUGUCCCACUGUCAGUACGCUCUGCCUUUGCUUGUUCCUGAUCCAUUCACACGACAGAUUGAGUUUCCUCUCUGGACAUUCGGACAAAUCAACAAGAGCUGGAAGAUGAGAAACAACAGCAAUGAAACGAUCAGUCAAACCCAGCCGAUCUACAAGGCAGAAACUCCAAUGGUGUUUUUCUUCAGGUUUGGCUCUGUGUCUUCAUCCAAGUCUCAGCUGAUGAACAGUUUGAUCAAUGAGAAACACAACACGUUCUUCCACAGGAACUGCCCAGGCAGCAGCAGCACCAGAGUCCUGAUGGAUGGAGUGGUGGAGAUCGCCUGGUUCUGUCCCUCUGGAACAUAUGAUGAUAAAUUCACUGACUGUGUUGCGUUCUGUAAUCUACACGGUGAUGCAGGAGACCAUGAGAAACAGCUGCAGAUCCUCACUGAAAUGGCCUCAGUCAAUGUUGUUCUUCUACCUGAACUUCACAGAAAUGACAGACAUGCAGCAAAGAUCCAAAGCCUGUUCAGAAACAGAAAGCCCCUCAUUUGUCUUCUUACUGAGGAUGAAUCUACUGUAACUGAGAUGAAUAAUGGAAAAUUAAAAAUUGGUUUGAAAUACAGAAGUCAGGCAGAUGUAUCUGAAGAACUCAGAAGAGCUAUAAAUGAGUGUCUCUCAGAAUCAUCUUUCACUUUCAGACUCGAAGAUGUGUCCAGACACUCAGACAUCAGAGUAGAUGAGGAAGAUGAUGAUGACUGCAGGAGAGGAAGAGCAGCAGCACAGCAGAUGAUGAGUUUACUGGAGAAGAAAGAUCUGACAGAAAUCAAAGAAUCAUUUCUGCCUCAUCAGGGGAAACUGUGGCAUCAGUGGAGUCAGAAGAACAAGGAACUACAUCGACCUCGAGCAUAUGAGACAGAAACGGACAUAAGCAGAAAACAUAUAGAACUAAAGAAAAUCCGUGAACAACAGCAUAUAUCUAAAAUCAGCGAGUUUAUGAAGUUUUUUAUUAAAGAAAUGAAUUCAGAAGCUGCAAAUAAGGUGUAUUUCUUCAAGUGGCUCAGAAUCCUCCUGGAUGAACGUAGAUCAGCUGAUCUUUCUGCUCUACAUCACAAGUGGUCAGCAGUUGUAAAAUCGAAAGAGAAUCAUGAUGAAUCUGAACAACUCAUAGCAGAACAAACAGAACUUGAGAAGAUAUCUGAGGAGCUUCAAGCUGCAACCUUUGGUGUGGAGCACAUCAUGAGGGAGAUCGGUCAGAUCUAUGAAUCAUGUUCAUCUGUGAAGAAAAACAAGAAAGACCUGCAGUUUCCCUUCUCUUCUCUCUCGAGUCUUGCAGCAGAGAUGAUGAUCUCUGGAUUUCCACUGGAGCUGAUGGAUGGAGAUGCUGCUCAUGUUCCUCUGAUCUGGAUCUCUGCUGUUCUAGAUGAACUCAUCCAGAAACUAGGAGACCAGAGAGUCUUUGUGCUGUCAGUUUUAGGGAUUCAGAGCUCUGGGAAAUCCACCAUGCUGAAUGCCAUGUUUAGACUGCAGUUUGCCGUCAGUGCUGGCAGAACAACCAGAGGAGCUUUCAUGCAGCUGGUCAGAGUCUCAGACGAGAUGAAAACACAGAUGAACUUUGACUAUAUUCUGGUUGUUAAUAAUGAGGGUCUUCGUGCUCUAGAACAUGCUGGAAAAUCAAUAAGAGAUCAUGACAAUGAAUUGGCCACAUUUGUUGUUGGUCUUGCAAAUCUGACCUUGAUCAAUAUAUUUGGAGAAAACCCAUCUGAGAUGCAGGACAUUCUUCAGAUUGUUGUUCAGGCCUUCAUGAGGAUGAAGAAGGUCAGACUGAAUCCCAGUUGUGUGUUUGUGCAUCAGAACAUUUCAGAGAAAAACGUCACAGCUGGAGAGAAAAACAUGGAGGGGAGGAGACGACUGCAAGAGACACUGAAUGAGAUGACAAAACUCGCUGCUAAGGAGGAAGUUUAUGAUGCAGGAUGUUUCAGUGAUGUCAUUAGAUUUGAUGUUCAGAAUGAUGUGAAGUAUUUUGCUCAGCUCUGGGAGGGCAGCCCACCAAUGGCACCACCAAACCCAAACUACUGUGAAAACAUUCAAGAACUAAAGAAAUCCAUUCUUUCUCAUGCCGCAAAAUCACAUGGAAUGACACUGAAAGGCUUAAAAGAUCGUACUAAAUAUCUCUGGGAGGCUUUACUGAAUGAAAAAUUUGUCUUCACAUUCAGGAAUUCUCUGGAGAUUUCAGCCUACAGGAAACUGGAGACCGAAUACAGCAAGUGGACCUGGAGUCUUCGCAGUGCCAUGAUGGAGACUAAGAACAAACUAUACAACAAAAUAGAAAAUGAAGCAAGUUAUGAGGAAACUGAUGUUCGAAGAGAACUGAAGAUGACAAGUGAGGAUGUGAAAAAAUCAAUGUCUGAAUUAUUUGAGAAAGACAAAGAUAAAGUUUUACUAAUCCACUUGAAACCAUCAUUUGACAUUAAAAUCAAAGAACUUCAGGGAAACAUUGUAAGAGAAACAAAGAAGAAGUUAAAUGAGAAAUACUGUCAUGGAGCAACAUCAGCUGCCAUUUUUGGCAAGAACAUCUGUCAGAAACUUAAAGAGCCCAUCGAGCAGAGUGUCUACAAGAAGACAGCCAGAGAUUUAGCAGCUGAAAUGAGAACAGAAUGUGCAUCACUGAAUGGAAACAGAUCAAAUCUGGAGAAGCACAUCCUGGAAACACUGGCAGAAGAAGAGGAUUUGGAGAAAUACAUUGACUACUUUAAUAAUCCCAGAGAUCACUUCAAGAGUUUCAUCAGAGAUGAAGUCAGUAUAUACAUCACUGAUCAGUUCAGUGUCAGUGUUUUACCCAAGAUGAAGGAGAACAUUGAACUCCUGCAGCAGAAGAUCAUGAAAGCAGCACAUGAAUCUACUGAACACGUUCAAGUCAACAGUGGAGAUGUUGGUUUGUGGUUGAAGAGUUUCUCACAGCAGCUCUCAGAUGAGCUGAUCUUCUCUGAAAAAGACCUCAGUGGAGUCAAACAUGAUGAUGCUGAUGUUGAUUUUAAAUUCCUAGAAGAUGUGAUUAGAAAAGAACUUAGUGCCAUAACAUCUGACAUCAGCAACACUCAUACAUAUAAUACAAAACUGGAUGUCAAGUUCAGACCAGAUGAGCUUCUGAUUGAUCACCUCUGUCAGUGCUGUUGGGUUCAGUGUCCGUUCUGUGGAGCCACCUGCACCAACACCAGAGAAAACCAUGAUGGAGAUCACAGUGUUCCUUUCCACAGACUCAUUGGAAUUAAUGGAAACCGUUGCUUUCUAUCACAGAAUUUCUGUGUUGAUAUUUGCACAAAUUUAGUGGCAAGUGAUAAAGACUUUCUUACAUUAGGUGGAUUGUUUCCAUAUAAAGAAUACAGAAAAGCAGGAGGAGUUUAUGCAAAGUGGAGCAUCACUCCUGACUGCUUUGAGCUGCCAUACUGGAAGUGGUUCGUUUGCAGAUUUCAGAAAGAUCUGGGAAAUCACUACAAGAAAAAAUGUGUGGGAAACGGCGAGAUUCCAGAUCAGUGGAAAAAGCUCAGAAAACAGGAUGCUAUUGAGAGUUUGGAUAAAUACUUUAAAAAAAUGUAAAGUAACAGAGCAGAAUAAAACCAAUUUUAAGCCACUUACUUG